GACAUUAACACUUCCCUUGACAAAGGUCAAGUGGUCACUAAACUCUGAGGCUGUAAUGGUUUAAUACCUGAAUAUAAUGAUGUAAAAACUGUUCAUUCAUAGUUAGGGAAACUACAGCAUAAUUGCGGUUAAAUAAAGUUUAAUGUUAACUUUUGGAAACCCACUUCACGUGUGUAAAUGGCUCAAAUGUAACUGUUUAAAGUGUGUAUUAUUUCUUCCGUCUUUUGAGCAGCAUCACAGUUUUCUCUUAAUAAAAUGUAGCGGAACAUUUAUAAUUCAUCUGGCACUCUGCCUCAGUGGAAAGAAAUAUAACUGAGUUAUCUUUAUGUGAUAAGAAAGGAGUAAUUGACUGUAUGCUGUCUGUCAUUGUGUCGGGGGAGAAGUCAUGCUUUCAUUUUUGGCAAUUCAUUUAUAUUUACCUACUUUGCAUUUCUCCAAUGAGGAUGAAGGGAAAUGUAUACUUUUUUUCUCCCGGCCUGCCAGUGAUACAUCAUCUCCUCUAAAGUUUGGGAGAUAUUUGGUCACGUUACUGUGUUGUCAAAGGGUCUAGGUACAUACUGAUAACAGAAUAAGACAAGAUCCACUAAUUAGAUUUCUUCAUUACUGCUAAGACGGCACCAUGUUGGAACAUAGUAACCAUGGGCCUCUUCUUUUCCCCAUUGAGUGCUUGACAAACUGAAGCUUUUUGUUGUCUUUAAUGAGUUACUCGGGGUUCAUGUGUCUCUGGUUAGAGAACGGUGGAGCUCUGUCCUCCUCGUUUCUGUUCACUCCCCCUGAGCCUGUUGGCUGCUUCUGUGUGUUGGAGUGAUUGCUGGUUGGCCAGUUCUGUAGGAGUUGCUUAAAAGUUAAUUUGUGUACGCUGUAACAACGGGGGUGGCUUGGGUCCUCUAUGAUAAAAUAAAAACAAUGUUUGUUAGACUGCACUUUGCCAUUAAACAAAAAAAAAAAACCUGCACACAACAGCAAGUUUGUUUUUACCACUUCUAACCUGAUGUGUGUCCUUUCACAGCAGUAACCGAGCCAGUAUUUAAUCAGGAUGGUACAGGUCUUUGCAAGCUGAUUUAAUGACAUUUCUCCGGUCUAGCCUUGGAUUUUCUAACACGUGUUCAUUCUAAACACAUAACUAAUGCCCAUCAUCAGAAGCCUAUAAAGUUGAUCAUGGCUGAAACGGUUGUGUGCAAUGAUCUGAGUUGUUCACAAAGAAUGUUUCUCGUGAAAUACUCAAUGGUUAUGAAGUUAUUUAACAUGAUGCCGAAGUCAACAACAAAGUUAUAAAAUACAUUUUUUCCAAUUGGGAAUGAAUAAAAAUAGACGAAAACCCUGUUUAAUUAAGUUACAUUUCACAUGCGGUCAGUUAGCCUGCAACAACUAGCAGAAGGGGUUGAUGCACUACGUACUUUGUACUACCGGUUAACUGAAACAUCAGUGAAGAACAACAUGUAUGUAAUUCCAAAUGUCUGAAUGCAUGUAUCAGUGUCAGUAUUUUGGUCGGUUCACUAACAAAGGGUCCACUUUUUAUUUUUAAAUUAUGCACAAAACACAGCUUAAUGCCCUUGGAAAAUUCUCAGGAAAUUAUAUUUCUUUUCCCUUGCAAGUGGGCGGACUGUUCCUGUAGACGCAUUAAUUCAGGCUGACUCACUCAUCAAAACCUGGCUGUAUAGGGAUGGUCACUAUCAGGGCGUGCAGGUGUUUUUACAGAGUCACUUUCUGCUGCAGUGGGUUGCCUUUUAACUAAUCUCCGGUGCAAUGCUGCUUCUCAGACGCUGCUGCGGCCUGACUCGACUCAGCACGCAAAGGCUUCCAGUGGCUCCUGCAGUGGCGUCGUGCGCUGUGCGUUUGUGGAGCAGCAGCGGCGAGGACCAGGGAUCGUACCAGCGGGCCCAUGGUCCCAGCUGGAGACACACUGCGGCCGGACUGCUGGCUGGUACCGCUGCCGCGCUGGCUUACGGCCUCCACCACCACAAGGCCGAGCAGGAGGCAGCUUUUCCCAUCUUCAGCCAAGAAGAGGUCACCAGACACCGCUCUCUGGAGGAUGGCGUGUGGGUCACCUACAAAGGUGGCGUCUAUGACAUCACGGCGUUUGUUGCCAUACACCCUGGCGGGGAUAAAAUCUUGCUGGCAGCAGGUGGAGCCCUUGAACCUUUCUGGGCGCUGUAUGCUGUACACAACCAGGAACACGUGCUGGAAAUGCUCUCAGCGUAUAAGGUCGGUGAACUGAACGCAGAAGACCUGAAGAAGCAGAAGCCCAUUCAGACAUCAGACCCCUACUCUUCUGACCCCGAACGCCACCCCGUGCUGCGCAUCAACAACCUCAAGCCUUUCAAUGCCGAGCCGCCCCCCGAAAUCCUCUCCGACAGCUUCACCACCCCCUCUGCUUUCUUCUUCAAAAGAAACCACCUCCCAGUUCCUCAGGUGGACCCGGCUUCUUACCAGCUGCAGGUGGAGGGACUUCCUGGGGGACCGCUGACGCUGUCUUUAGAAGAGCUGAAGACCCGAUUCCCCAAACACACCGUCACCGCCACGCUGCAGUGUGCCGGUAACCGUCGCUCUGAGAUGAAUAAGGUCAAGCAGGUGAAAGGACUGAACUGGGGCAUCGCGGCGAUCAGUAACGCCACGUGGAGCGGGGCGAGGCUUCGGGACGUGCUGCUGGCCGCCGGAUACGGGCCCGAUGUGGCCCGACGGGCCUGCCAUGUUCAGUUUGAGGGACUGGACAAAGACGUGACCGGGACCACCUACGGCGCUUCCAUCCCUCUGAACAAGGCAGUCAGUGAGGAAGGCGAUGUGUUGCUGGCUUACGAAAUGAACGGCGCGGAUCUCCCCGCCGACCACGGCUACCCCGUCCGCGUUGUGGUGCCGGGCGUAGUGGGCGCGCGCAACGUCAAGUGGCUGGGGAGGAUCGUAGUGAGUGCGGACGAAAGCAGCAGCCACUGGCAGCAGAACGACUACAAGGGCUUCUCCCCCGGGACGGACUGGGACACGGUGAACUUCAAGUCCGCUCCGGCCAUCCAGGAGCUCCCCGUCCAGUCGGCCAUCACCACUCCGGCCGACGGGGCCGUGGUCGACCGCAGUUCGGGAGAGCUGACGGUGAAGGGCUACGCCUGGAGUGGGGGGGGCAGAGAGGUGGUGCGUGUCGAUGUUUCUCUGGAUGGGGGGGAGACAUGGCAGGUGGCCCAGAUGAGGAGCAGCGAGAAGGGUGAGGCGCCGGAGGCCGCGCCCCCACCGGGUCGAGCCUGGGCCUGGAAGCUGUGGGAGAUAACGGCUCCUCUCCCUCCGGGGGCCAAGGAGCUGAAGAUCGUAUGCAAGGCGGUUGAUAAUAGUUACAACAUGCAGCCGGACACUGUGGCUCCCAUCUGGAAUCUCAGGGGCGUGCUGAGUAACGCCUGGCACCGAGUCAACGUGAACAUCAGAGAAGAUGAGAGCGAAGAAUAGACUCGGCGGUUUGAUCCACAUUCAAAAUCCAAAAGGGUUUACGCACAAAAGCGCCAUUAGAGAGUUCGACAUUGUUUUAUAUCUGUCUGUAAUUCUUUGUUCAGGUCCCAUUUUAACUCUCAUAAACCCAUCUUGACACAGAGGACCAUUCACACCCUCGUGUGAACGGUUUGGGUGGUUUAAGACAUUUGAGUUUAAAAGUAAAAUAAUUUCAUUUGGUGUUCGAAUAAUGAAUUUAUACAGAUUUCUAAUUGACAAUUUAGUUUGAAGCGUCUAUAGUGCUUCCUAACAAGCCAAAUUCCUGAUUUGCUGAUAAAUAUUUAUUUAUUUAAAAAACAUAGCAAUAAAUACUUGUUAAAAUAGCAUUUGUACCUCUUUACUUUGUGUCCACUUCUGAUGGCCUGUAACUGUCAAGCACAAAAGACAUGACCAGCCUGACCACAUAUUAAGUUUUGUGUCGUUGGUUUUUCAGCUGGUGGAAUGUGUGAUAAAUGAUCAAAGAAUCAAGAAUUAAAGGAUAUAUUACCUCAUAUCACUGAUUUUUAUCUGUGGGUUUUAAUUAUCAGUAUUAUGGAGCUAUUUCAUCUGGUGAGGUAGAAUUUGGGGAGAGGAUUGGUUAAAAGGCCAAAAGUGAGAAGUCUUAAGUAAAACACUAUAGUUUUGAUUAGAGUUGUUUCAUUAGACUCUGAGGUUGAGAGUGGGCUCAUGUGGUCGUGGGUUUACUGACCUACGCUAGAACAAAGCAGAGGUCAGUGACCAAAACACGUCCGCCUUCUCUCAUGAUCAGAACACUGAAGUAAACGUUUGAGUCAGUAAAUUCUCCAAGACAUUUCUUUUUGUGGUGCACAUUGACAUCCUCAAUGCUGAAGACGCGUCAGUAUAUCAGACCGGUUGAAGUAAGUAGAGCCGUAUCCGUGCUGUAGAUCAUGCAUCCGUAGUGUGCUGUGAUCUUUGUGCACCGUUGAGUUUCCAUCCGUCGAGGUGCUGUUGGGGUUCAGUUUUUUCUUUUUUUACCACGACACUCUGCAGAAGUCCGGUCACCUUGUGACCACAGUUUCACCCUCGCUGCUUUGUGUGAAAUGUACAAUAUUAUUAAAGCUGAUAAAUAAAGACUUUCUAAUUUUA
Molecule: messenger RNA, 4554 nt
Organism: Pungitius pungitius (ninespine stickleback)
Lineage: Eukaryota; Metazoa; Chordata; Actinopteri; Perciformes; Gasterosteidae
Gene: suox
Product: sulfite oxidase
Exons: 5
Coding region: 1747-3429 (560 amino acids)
Biological process (GO): sulfur compound metabolic process
Cellular component (GO): mitochondrion
Molecular function (GO): molybdenum ion binding; heme binding; molybdopterin cofactor binding
Source: RefSeq, a predicted model, not a curated record